UGGUAGAAAUAGUCUCUAUCCAUUCUGAGAAUGAUACCAAUUUUUUUUUCAGAGAAUCAAAAGUGGUUUGAUGUUUAUGAAGCAAUCUGUCAAAGAUUAAAUGCUUAAUGUACCCGGCAUUAAAGAAAGCAAGAAUUCAAGUUCUUUGAAUUGAAACCAAACAGGCAUAGUUUAGUGAUCUGGAGCCAGAGUCCAGCAGACUAUAUAUAUCUGGGCUGCAACACCCUUGCGUCACGCACCACCCAUUCUUCCUUUGAAUCUCUCUUCCAAGUUCCAAACCCCACGCUUGGCUCCCUCUGUCCCUCUCCAUUCUUGGGGUUUCGAUUCAUUUUGAAUAUUCAUCGAUUCCCCCAGCUGGGUCUCACCGAAUUUCUCCCCACCCACCAAAAACGCCACCGUUUUCGAAUCUCGAAAUGCUCCAAUUCGAGACGGUAAAGAAGAAAAUGUGGAUGUUCUCUCAUUGAUCUCGCUCUAUAACACCCUUGUCUUCUUGCUUAAUGGAAGUUAUGUCCGUAGCCAUAACCAUAGCCGCAAGCACCCUACUCUGCACUAGAGGUCGUCUACUCAAGCUCCGAUUCCGUACACUCCCCUUCUGGUUCGCGCCCACGACUCGCCCUCCCGGCUCUGGUUAAUCUGAAACCAUGGAUUCAAACUCCUGGAACUCAGCCUCUUCACGUGGGUCCGAUUGUUUUCAAGUGUUCGACCCAUUCUCGCAUAAUACAGGAGGGGAUAGAGGGGUUGUGCGAGGUGGGUCUUUGGUGUUGGAUUCUGACAGAGGAGAGCUCGUGAAGGCUCCGGUCAUAAAGGUGAAAAAGGAGGUGCCGGAGGCGAAGGCUAUGGCGGCUUUGAAGAGUCAUAGCGACGCCGAGAGGAGAAGAAGAGAGAGAAUCAAUGCUCAUCUGGAUACGCUUCGCGGCUUCGUGCCAUGCACUGAAAAGAUGGACAAAGCUACAUUGCUUGCUGAAGUUAUCCAGCAAGUGAAAGAACUAAAAAGGAAUGCCACCAAAGCAAGUAAAGGAUUACUCCUUCCAAUAGAAGAAGAUGAAGUAAGAGUAGAACCACAUGAUGACAGAACAGAUGGAGCUUUUUCUUUGAGGGCAUCUGUGUGUUGCGAUUACCGACCUGAGCUUCUAUCUUAUAUAAAACAAGCUCUUGACACCCUUCCUAUAAAUACAGUAAAGGCCGAGAUCUCUACUUUGGGAGGACGGAUGAAAAAUGUAUUUGUUUUCACCAGCUGCAAACAAGGGAACAGCAAUGAUUCCAAGGCACACAUGCUUCUUGCAAGCUCUGUCCACCAGGCCCUGAGUUCUAUCCUGUAUAAAGUUUCCACCUCACCAGAAUUCUCUCCAAGAACAACACAUCCAAAGAAGCGACGAAGGGUUUCCAUUUUUGAUUCUUCGAGCUCCUCUUCUUCAGAGCAGAGAUUUUGGUGAUGGUACAUGCAUACUCUCUCUGUUUCUCUCUCUAUAUAUAUAUAUAUAGUUAUUCUGUGUCUGUAUAUCAUUGCAUGGAUGUAUUAAAAAUUAAAGACAUGCAGCAAAUGUAAUUUGUAGAGGAAAGUAUUAUGUGACAUAAUACAGAAAAAGAAAAAAAAAAGCACCUAGUGACCUGAUGACAACGAUAAUAACACCACAAGCAUACCCUUCA
This is a messenger RNA of Vitis vinifera (wine grape), 1647 nucleotides long. Its product is annotated as transcription factor bHLH30. Gene Ontology annotation, molecular function: DNA-binding transcription factor activity; protein dimerization activity. Gene Ontology annotation, biological process: regulation of DNA-templated transcription. The coding region runs from base 642 to 1433 and encodes 263 amino acids. The transcript has 2 exons. NCBI's taxonomy places the organism in Eukaryota, Viridiplantae, Streptophyta, Magnoliopsida, Vitales, Vitaceae. The record is from RefSeq and is a predicted model, not a curated record.